Messenger RNA from Hydatigera taeniaeformis, 442 nucleotides. The record is from the annotation of a GenBank genome assembly. NCBI's taxonomy places the organism in Eukaryota, Metazoa, Platyhelminthes, Cestoda, Cyclophyllidea, Taeniidae.
UGCAGUAGUGAAAAAUCAGCACGAGGAAAUUGCUGACCUUCAAAGAGCAAGGCUUCGUCCAUUUGACUGCGUUCUCUACGCACAGAGCCUUUCAGUGCUUUUGCGACGUGAAGACAAUGCUAGAAAGGAGUUAGGAGCCUUUCUGCGCCUCUUGACGCCCCACCAUACACUUGCACUUGUCAUUGUCGACGAUGUGGAGGAGAGGGAGAGAAGCGGCAUGGACCUCCUCGUGGAGUACGCAAACAAACUCGGCUUCGGCACCGAGGCGCCUCUGACCACUGCACCGAUGAAUUGGCGAAUAUGGCACGUAAUAAGUGGUUAUGUCAACCCUAUCGACAGCAAGGACAUAUUCGAGUGGCUGUGCCAGGAUGUGAUUUGGAGGAGAAUGCAAGAAUCUGUUGUCUCAUUGACCGACGAACUAGCGAUGCGCUGCAAUGUGUGA